AUGGCGGACGCAACUGUUCAAACUGCACAAGACGAACAACAGCUCACCAGAGUGGGCAUGGACACCCACGUAAAGGACUCAAUUGAACUAAUCUUUGACCACUUCUGGGCCAAACUGCAGGUGCACCUACAGCCAGCAGGGCCGUAUCGCAUGAAGCCUGCGAAAAACGCAGCCCAAGCAGAGGGGAGACCUGGGAUAAAACCAAUCGCACCAUCCCGACAGAGAUGA
Molecule: messenger RNA, 228 nt
Organism: Pelobates cultripes (western spadefoot toad)
Lineage: Eukaryota; Metazoa; Chordata; Amphibia; Anura; Pelobatidae
Source: the annotation of a GenBank genome assembly